AUGAAGGUCCUAUAUGUCAUUUUAAUGUGUGUUAUUGCUUCACCUAGCUUAUAUGCUAGAAAAACACCUCAAGCAAAUUCUACCUUUAAUGUUAUUACAUAUGGUGCCAUUGGGGAUGGCAAUACUGAUGAUACAAAUGCAUUUGUUAAAGCAUGGAACGACGUGUGUAGUACUAAUUUGGGCACCCCAACAUUGAUCAUACCUGAAAACAAAACAUUUGUGUUGCAACAAGUGUUGUUUCAAGGUCCUUGUAAAUCUGCAACCGUUACAAUUAAGCUUCAAGGAACUAUCAAUGCCCCAAACUUCAGUAAGGCUUCAAAAUGGAAAGUUGAUGGAGGGGGAAAAUGGUUGAAGUUCUCACACAUAAAUGGCCUUGUUGUCAAUGGAGGGGGACAAAUUAAUGGUCAAGGUGAAGGAUGGUGGAAGAAGUUUCCUAAAAAUCGUGAAAGUAAAAGGCCAACUGCUCUUCAAUUCAUUGGAUGUCAAAAUCUAACAGUAAGCAACUUGACUCACAUCAAUAGUGCGAAGAAUCAUAUAAGCAUAACUUCAUGCCAAGGAGUUUCCAUAUCCAAUCUUCAUAUAGUUGCACCAGGCAAUAGCCCUAACACCGAUGGCAUCGAUAUCUCAUCGUCAACUAAUGUCGCCGUUACAAAUUCAAAUAUUGAAACUGGUGACGAUUGCAUCGCUAUAAACAAUGGUUGUAGCUUCAUCAAUAUAUCUGGUAUUUUUUGUGGGCCAGGUCAUGGCAUCAGUGUUGGUAGUCUCGGAAAAGGCGGAUCACGUAAUACAGUUGAAGAGGUAUAUGUAAAAAAUUGCACCUUCAAUGGGACAACAAAUGGAGCGAGAAUCAAGACAUGGCCGAGAGGACGUGGGUAUGCGAAGAAUAUCAGAUACGAAAAUAUCAAACUUAUUGGAGUCAAGAAUCCUGUGAUUAUUGACCAAACUUAUCACCCUCUUGAUAAUUAUGAUAAUGGCAGCGAAACAUUGAAAGUGAGUAAUGUUACUUACAAGAACAUUUGGGGAACCUCAAUUAGUAAGGAUGCAAUCCAACUUAAUUGUGGACCAGAAGAUGGCUGCACAAACAUUGUACUCAAUCAUAUUAACAUAACAGGUGUUGGUAAAGGCAAAACAUUUGCAACUUGCACUAAUGCACAUGGAUCAUGCUCUUCAAGUUCUCCAAAUGUCCCAUGUCUUUCUGGAAAAAUAUAA
Molecule: messenger RNA, 1209 nt
Organism: Cicer arietinum (chickpea)
Lineage: Eukaryota; Viridiplantae; Streptophyta; Magnoliopsida; Fabales; Fabaceae
Product: probable polygalacturonase At3g15720
Biological process (GO): carbohydrate metabolic process
Molecular function (GO): polygalacturonase activity
Source: RefSeq, a predicted model, not a curated record